Anopheles maculipalpis is the source of this 1451-nucleotide messenger RNA. RefSeq names its product lachesin-like. Gene Ontology annotation, cellular component: neuron projection. Lineage: Eukaryota; Metazoa; Arthropoda; Insecta; Diptera; Culicidae. The coding region runs from base 80 to 1435 and encodes 451 amino acids. The record is from RefSeq and is a predicted model, not a curated record. The transcript has 10 exons.
GCGACACUACCGGAACAACCGGUUCGAGGUGCGAUCGAUAACAUCGUGCUAUGAGAAGGGCACUACCACUGAACAGCUGAUGAGCGGCCUACAAACACUCGAGGCCCUCUUCCUCAUGCUUCUAGCAACGUCGGGGGUCUCUUCUAACACAACCAGCAAAACAGGGACAGCACCUGCAACUAACGUUGUCGUCGAGGAACCAGAAUUUACGGAUGUUAUAGAAAAUGUUACAGUGCCUGCCGGGCGGAACGUCAAACUGGCUUGUUCCGUCAAAAAUCUAGGAUCAUACAAAGUAGCGUGGAUGCACUUCGAGCAAUCCGCGAUCCUUACUGUACAUAAUCAUGUAAUCACAAGGAAUCCUCGCAUCAGCGUCACGCACGACAAGCAUGACAAACACAAGACCUGGUUCUUACACAUAUCAAACGUACAAGAGGAGGACAAGGGUCGCUACAUGUGCCAAAUCAACACAGUCACGGCAAAAACGCAGUUCGGGUACCUGCAUGUGGUCGUUCCACCGAACAUUGACGACUCCCUUAGCUCAAGCGAUGUUAUCGUCCGGGAGGGAUCCAACGUGACGCUUAAAUGCCGAGCCACGGGUAGUCCAACACCCACAGUAAAAUGGAAGAGAGACGACAACUCUAAAAUAGCCAUUAAUAGAUCGUUAAACGUGCUAGAGUGGGAGGGGAAUUCCAUUGAAAUUACGAAAAUUUCCCGCCUGGACAUGGGCGCAUACCUCUGCAUUGCAUCGAACGGUGUGCCGCCUACGGUGUCAAAGCGAAUUAAAGUCAGCGUUGACUUUCCACCGAUGCUGUGGAUACCACACCAGUUGGUUGGUGUUCCACUGUAUUUCAACGUGACAUUGGAAUGUUUCACCGAGGCACAUCCAACAUCGCUGAACUACUGGACGCGAGAGGACGGUCACAUGAUUCAUGACUCCAAGAAGUACCGAACUGAGUCAAACGUAGGAAUGCCAGUCUACAAGACGCACAUGCGUCUCCACAUCUACAACAUCCAGCAAACGGAUUACGGGACGUACAAGUGUGUUGCUAAGAAUCCCCGCGGCGAAACCGAUGGAACAAUUAGACUUUACACGUCUACACCUCCAACAACAUCGCCCGGGCCGCCGACAACCGAAUCCUACUCCGACCUUUGGCCCAACCGGAACCUCAACGAUUCCGCCGGUGGUCUUCACCAUCAUCACGGUGGGCAGCACUCGAAUUCUUAUUCUGGGCACGUGGUUGAUAAAAACUCUAAAUACUCUUCCAAUCUUAAUGAAAUUGAUCGAUCCGAGCAAAAAUCGUUCGAUACUAAUAUCAUCUAUUGGCCACCAGAAACUAAUCGGAACAAUCAAGGUGCCAUCACAGCAACAUGCAAUAUUCUGUCCAUUAUUUUUAGCACCGGUAUGCUACUUUUGGUAAGAAUUAGCUUACAAUAACUAGCAAUCAAAAUGU